GUGAGACAUUGCUCGCAGCUGGGUGGCUCAGACACCAUGAUGAUGAUGAUGCGUACUCUUCCAGGCGUGACUUCCUCUGCCAUCGAGCACGUGUCUUGUCAGAGCAACCCCUCCAGCCCAACGAUCGCUCGAGCCCAAUAUGGACUCCCACGCUCCCAGGCUUCCAGGCUGCAUGCUGUGUCAAACAGCACCUCGCUGAAGAUAACGCUGACCUGCAACAAGCUGAGCUUCAAUCCGUUCCUGGCUGGUGAGUUGCUUGGGUUGAGCUCCUGUGUGAAAAUUGGUCCAGCCGUGAGGAGGGCCCCAGUUCACAAAAUCUGUGCACAAGCUGCGGAUGCCAGUGCCUCUGAUGCAUACCCGGAAGGAUCAGUCAAGGCUGGCGAUGUGGAGGUUCCGAAGCCCGCAAUGGGGAGAGUGAAAAUUGGUAUCUACUUCGCGACUUGGUGGGCAUUGAAUGUGGUGUUCAACAUCUACAACAAGAAGGUGCUGAACGCGUAUCCGUUCCCGUGGUUGACAUCCACGCUGUCCCUUGCCGCGGGUUCAGCGAUCAUGCUGAUUUCAUGGGCCCUGCGGAUCGUGCCGGCACCAGACGUAGACGCGGAGUUCUGGAAGGGACUUUUUCCGGUGGCAUUGGCGCACACGAUUGGACACGUGGCAGCGACUGUGAGUAUGUCCAAGGUCGCAGUAUCCUUCACGCACAUCAUCAAGAGCGCAGAACCCGCGUUCAGCGUGGUGAUCCAGAGAUUGUUCCUGGGGGAGAACUUUCCGUUGCCUGUAUACUUGUCUUUGCUGCCCAUUGUUGGCGGUUGUGGUUUGGCUGCUGCUACAGAACUGAACUUCAACAUGACAGGAUUUGUGGGGGCCAUGGUUUCGAAUAUUGCGUUUGUGUUCCGCAACAUCUUCUCGAAAAAGGGAAUGACAACGGGCAAGAGUGUUGGUGGGAUGAACUACUACGCAUGCCUGAGCAUGAUGUCGCUUGUGCUGUUGACGCCUUUCGCAGUUGCCGUGGAAGGCCCGAAGGCUUGGAUGGCGGGAUGGGAUGUUGCGAAUGCGACUGUUGGGCCACAGAUUUUCUGGUGGGUGGUGGCGCAGAGUGUAUUCUACCACUUGUACAACCAGGUGUCAUACAUGUCGCUGAACGAGAUUUCGCCACUGACCUUCAGCAUUGGCAACACCAUGAAGCGUGUGACGGUGAUUGUGUCGUCCAUCAUCAUUUUCCACACACAAGUGCGACCAGUGAACGCCGUUGGUGCUGCCAUUGCCAUCCUCGGAACAUUUUUGUACUCGCAGGCCAAGCAAUAAGUGUUGGAGCUCUGCGAGGCCCGGAUUGCGCAAACCUGUACUGUGAUUGAUUAGGCUUGUGUCAGAAGUGUAGGAGAGAUGUCGGACAUGAGAAUCUGCUUGCGAUAACUUUAUUUAAGAAGUUGUGCAAGCUGGGAUCGAGUGUGGCUGCACAAGGAUGUGGUUAUGAGGUUAUUCACGUGUUCCACAAAUCUGCACAUUGAUGAAUAAUUCGCAGGGCAAACAACCCAGUCUUGUAACACCA
This is a messenger RNA of Physcomitrium patens, 1546 nucleotides long. RefSeq names its product glucose-6-phosphate/phosphate translocator 1, chloroplastic. The record is from RefSeq and is a predicted model, not a curated record. NCBI's taxonomy places the organism in Eukaryota, Viridiplantae, Streptophyta, Bryopsida, Funariales, Funariaceae. Gene Ontology annotation, biological process: transmembrane transport. Gene Ontology annotation, cellular component: membrane. Gene Ontology annotation, molecular function: transmembrane transporter activity.